Ilex paraguariensis (yerba mate) is the source of this 990-nucleotide messenger RNA. Lineage: Eukaryota; Viridiplantae; Streptophyta; Magnoliopsida; Aquifoliales; Aquifoliaceae. The record is from the annotation of a GenBank genome assembly.
AUGCUUAAGAAAAUCAUAUUGGUCCUUUUAAUCCCGUUUCUAGCAUGGGCAUAUCAAGCUACCCAAUCCCCACCUCCCAGGAUAUGUGGCUCCCCAACCGGUCCACCCAUCACAGCACCACGAAUAAAGCUUAGGGAUGGACGACAUUUGGCCUAUACGGAGCAUGGUAUCCCCAAAGAAAUGGCCAAAUACAAGAUCAUCGUUGUUCAUGGCUUUGCCAGUAGCAGACAUGACUUAGCAAUUAUAACAUCGGGGAUAACUGAAGAACUAGGGGCAUACUUGGUGUCUUUUGAUAGACCAGGUUAUGGAGAAAGCGACCCAGAUCCAAAACGAAACUUAAAAAGUACAGCUCUGGAUAUAGAAGAGCUUGCUGAUCAGUUAGAACUCAAAUCCAAAUUUUAUGUGAUUGGAUUGUCCAUGGGAGGACAGCUGGUUUGGGGAUGCCUUGAGUACAUCCCUCACAGGCUGGCAGGAGCAACAUUAAUUUCUCCAGUUAUCAACUACUGGUGGCCUGGGUUUCCUGCAAAUUUAUCUGCAGAAGCAUACAAUCAGCAAUUUACACAAGACCCUUGGGCUUUACGCGUUGCUCAGUAUACCCCUUGGCUUACCUACUGGUGGAACACUCAAAAAUGGUUUCCUACCUUGAGCUUGAUUACUCAAAAGGUCAAGUAUUCUGGCCAAGAUUUGGAACUUAUGCCCAAGCUUAAGGGGAGACAACAUGAUGGGGCAUACGUGAUACAAGAAGGAGAAUUUGAUCUUAAGAAUCCUUGGGUGGAUGUUGAAGGCUUUGUCCAUUUGUGGCACGGGGAUGAAGAUGGCAUUGUGUCUGUUACGCUGCAGCGCUACAUUGCUAAAAAGCUUCCAUGGGUAUACUACCAUGAAUUACCAGGUGCCGGACAUCUGUUUCCAGUUGCUGAUGUUGUGAGCGAGGCUAUCUUAAAGGCACUUCUGUUUGCGAAGAAGCAGCCUGUAGCAUGGAUACCUGGUUGA